Molecule: messenger RNA, 1716 nt
Organism: Rhipicephalus sanguineus (brown dog tick)
Lineage: Eukaryota; Metazoa; Arthropoda; Arachnida; Ixodida; Ixodidae
Product: cholinesterase 2
Exons: 3
Coding region: 1-1716 (571 amino acids)
Source: RefSeq, a predicted model, not a curated record
AUGUCGCACACCGAGUUUGCGAAUCUUCCUGACAAGAUUCCACUUAUGUCGGGGAAACCCCACAUGCUUACCUCAAACAUUGGCGUCAUCGACGCCGUGCACACUACAACCACAUCUGCACUGGAGAACAGCAGCUACUCCCGAGCGCCGACUACAGCAGCUUCUGAGAAAAAGUCGCUGAGCAUUUCCCUGCCGGUGCUGUCAGCCAUGAACACCGGCACUGCGACCCCGGUAUCACAGCACAGCGCUGCCCCAAGUCGCGCUGCAUCCGUCUGUCUCUCCAUUACAACGGUGCUCUUAGUCAUCACCUUCGCUCUCCUGUACCUGCGGCCGCACUUCAUUCGUGGAGUCGGGUUCAUCUCACAACCUACCACCGCCAGAGUCCACGGCGCAAGUGAACCGGACGACUGCGUCGAUACAUCCACCCAGCUAUCCGUCCAGCUCGCCGACGGCAUCAUAUACGGAAAAUCCAGCCAACCAGCGGACCCCUCGGAGCCUCACGUUCGCCACUUCUUCGGCAUUCGCUACGCGGCAUCGACGGCGGGCAGCCGGCGCUUCGGCGCGGCAGUAGCGUCCGCGCCGUGGGACACCAACGGCACGUUCCACGCAUACGAGCACGGACCUCCGUGCGCCCAGAUGUCCCCGACGAGCCGCACGCCCGUAGGCUCCGAAGACUGCUUGACGCUCUCUAUCUGGUCGCCGUUCUUGUGCCAGCCGACCGACUUGCUCAAGACUGUCGUGGUCGCCUUGACCACCGACUGGUUCCAGACGGGCCACGUCACCGACUACCAGAACUCCUGGUGCCGGAUGGCCGCCUACGGGGACGUCGUGGUGGUGGCGCUCAACGUAAGGCUCGGAGCGUUGGGGUACCUGAGAACGCCCAUGGAAGAGGCGCCGGGCAACGCGGCUUUCACGGACGUCGCUCUCGCUCUGUCCUGGAUACGUAGCAACGUGGGCGCCUUCUACGGCGAUCCUACGCAGAUGGUCGCUCUGGGUCUCGGAGGUGGAGGUCUGCUGCUGGCCACGGACCUUUUCGCCGCCGACCUGCGCUCCGCGCCCUACUUUAAGCGCUUCGUGCUCCACGGCCUGUCGCCGAUGUCUCUGCUGCCGCGGAGCCAAGUCGCCGACGCGCGCAUCCUGGCCAGGCAUCUCGGAUGCCUUGUCGACUCCGCAAUGUUCACUGAGGCGACCCUGCGCUGCCUUAAGAACAGGGACUACAAGGACCUCGUGAGAGCGAGCCAGACGGUGGGCAACCUGGGAUUUGUACCUUCGAGAGAGGUCAAGCCGCUCUCGUUCCACACACUCGUCAAGAACGUCGCGACCAGCCAGCUGACGGAAGUGAGCGUACUGUGCGGCUACAGCCUGCGAGACGCUCUCGCAUACGUGGACGACGCCCUCGCGAAGAACAACGUGACGAGAGGAGGAGUCAAACCAAGCGAAAUGAUGACUCGGGCGGCACGCCUCUUCGGUCGCUCGAAUGGUACUGGUGGUGGCGUUAAUCUAUCAGACAGAGCCAAAGCCUUCCUAGCCAGCCUGGACCGCUCGGGAGUUAGCCGGCUGCUCGUAGAUGCCAUGUACUACUGCCCGUUGCUAGACUUAGCAUCAGAGGCUACCGAGAGAAAAGCCGUGGUGUUCUUCUAUGUCUACAUCGGUACUGGACUCUUUGAACCGAUGUGGAACCUUACUGAACUGACUACGUUUGUGAAGACGGGGUGA